AUGAGAACAGAGAGGGCGAGCCGCAAGAAAUGCGCUCCACUUCUGCUGAGGAGGGAGCCCACCAAGCCCAUCACUGUGUCACUACCGGCUCGGGACCCCCUGGACGCUCCAGAGGACCCUCUCCCUGACUACUCGUCAGACGAGGAGGACGCAGAUUGUUUCCAGAUUUGUGUUCCAGUUGGAGACAGGAGUCAGCUGCAUCAUCAUGUCCCGAUGGAUGUGUCGCUGAUGGAGCUGUCCAUGAGUGGCGUGUGGAGGCUGCAGUCCACAUCAGAGGAAGAGAGGAACCUGCCACAAAGAGACCAGACUCAUCCCAAGAAGGAAACCUGUGGGAGGAGAAGCUCCAACAGAGGCGCUGAGGAGGAGUUGGACCUGUGA
This is a messenger RNA of Knipowitschia caucasica, 378 nucleotides long. Lineage: Eukaryota; Metazoa; Chordata; Actinopteri; Gobiiformes; Gobiidae. The record is from the annotation of a GenBank genome assembly.